AUGAUCAUCACAACAGCACAACAGAUUCCCAGAAAAGCAAAACCCCACUAUGGCUGGAAAAUCUCAUUCUCAUGAUCAUGAACACCAAAAGGAGGUGGUCUUCAUCUCCACUCCGGCGAUCGGAAUGCUAACCCCAACCGUCGAAUUCGCUCGCCGCCUAGUCCACCGCAAUCCUGACCGUCUAUCAGCCACCGUUCUCCUCAUCCCCGUCCCCCACUGGCCCACCAUCCACUCCUACACCCAAUCUCUCCCCGCCACCUCAUCCCCCAACCUCCGCUUCCUCCUCCUCCCCACCUUACACCCUCCCUCACCCGAUAACUUCCACUCCUACGUCGCCCACUUAUCAUCUCUCGUAGACCAGCACAAACCCAGCGUCAAGCAAGCUAUAUCUGAGCUCCUCGUCUCCGAGUCAAAACGACAAGUCGUUGGGUUGUUCGUUGACAUGUUUUGCACUUCCAUGAUCGACGUCGCAGACGAUCUAGGCCUUCCUUCUUACCUCUUCUUUGCCUCCCCAGCGAGUUUUCUCAGCUUCAUGCUUGACAUACCGAUUCUCGACUCGCAACUCGCUUCCGAUUCAGUCGCUGAGUUGAGCGUUCGAGGCUUUGCUAACUCAGUUCCGCGGAGAGUUCUGCCUACUACGGUGUUGAAGAGGGGAGAUGAAUACUCUUGGUGUUUGCGUCACGCGCGGAGGUACAAGGAAACAAAGGGUAUUAUCGUAAAUUCAUUGCGUGAAUUGGAACCCGUUGUGUUACAUUCGCUCUCUGUUAGUGGUAUACCAAAGGUUUACCUAGUUGGGCCGAUUGUCGACCUUAGUGGCCCAGCCCAGUGGCAUCCUGAUAGAGCCCAAUAUGAAACGGUUAUGAGAUGGCUUGACAAUCAGCCUUCAUCUUCUGUGUUGUUCUUAUGCUUUGGUAGCUUAGGUAGUCUUAGUGGGCCGCAAGUGAAAGAGCUAGCACUCGGGAUCGAACGUUCCGGAUUUCGAUUUGUAUGGUCGUGUCGCGGGUCACCCAAGAGUAAAUUAGGUCUCCCAAGUGAAUACACGAAUUUCGACGAGGUGCUACCGAAUGGAUUUUUGGAACGAACGGCUGGGAUGGGCUUGGUGUGCGGGUGGGUCCCACAAGUGACCAUCCUCGCACACCGAGCGGUUGGAGGGUUCGUGUCGCACUGCGGUUGGAACUCGAUCUUGGAGAGCUUGUGGCAUGGCGUACCGAUUGCCACGUGGCCAAUCUACGCUGAGCAACAGAUGAAUGCGUUUGAGAUGGUAAAAGAAUUGGGAUUGGCAGUGGAAAUAACGUUGGAUUACCGAGAGGGUAGUGAUUUGGUGUCGGCCGAGGAGGUAGAGAGAGGGAUAACGAGGUUGAUGGAAAGUGAUGGCGAAGUGAGAGCAAAGGUAAAGAGCAUGCGAGAGAAGUGUAGGAUGGCUUUGGUGCAAGAUGGAUCAUCGCAUGAGUCAUUGGGUGCCUUAGUUGUGUGCCCAAUAAUUACACCCAAAACAACAUACUAGGAGUAUGAAUAUGUCCUCUGCAAAAUGUGUGAUUUAUAUAUCUUUUUUUAAGGAGCUUUUUUAUUAUUUGUCUUAUAGUUUAGGUGAUUUAUCCAUUUUUAGUUUUGUUACUUUGUCUAGUUCAAUAAUAUCGCUUAUCCUAGUGAGUUUUACGGGCCCACUGGUCCAGAAGCUUCUCAAGCUCAAGCAUUUACUUUACUUUUCUAGUUAGAGAUCAACGUCUUGGAGCUAACGUGGGAUCCGCUCAAAGACUUACUGGUUUAGGUUAAUAUCU
This is a messenger RNA of Morus notabilis, 1778 nucleotides long. RefSeq names its product UDP-glycosyltransferase 43. NCBI's taxonomy places the organism in Eukaryota, Viridiplantae, Streptophyta, Magnoliopsida, Rosales, Moraceae. The transcript has a single exon. The record is from RefSeq and is a predicted model, not a curated record. Gene Ontology annotation, molecular function: UDP-glycosyltransferase activity. Bases 50 to 1504 code for a protein of 484 amino acids.